GUUAACGUUGUAGUCCGAGAUAAAAAAGCAUAGCAAUUAUCGAAUUCGACCUGUAAUACCUAUUGAUAAAUAUUAUAAAAAAUGUUCUUGGUAACUUUUUUUUCUCUCAAAGUACUAAAUUAAAUUAAACGUGUAACAGCUGAGAUAGAUUGCUGCCAGUCAUAUUCAUGCUGUCGGUGUCACUUGAGUUUAUUUUGAUUCGCGUUUGUUGCUUCUUGCUUCGUAGUGAAGUUGGUCCCGAUGUUCACAGUUUCAAAUCUAAAUCGUGAAAUUCACGAAAAUUAUUAAACUGAUUGCGCGGAAUAAACGAAGCAAUCAACUGAUCAAGGGUAUUUGACCAACACUGACUGAUUGAAUUGCAGAGAAGAGCUGAAUAAUGGAGCAAAUUGAAGAAAAUAGUGUCGACACAGAAGACAUUCAUCAGAUUUCAAUCGAACACAAUGAAGGGAUUGAAUCCAUGGAAUACAACUGCAAACACUGUGAUAUGACAUUCUCCUCUGUUGAAGAUCAUGUUCGUGAGUUUCACGACAAUGAGGAAGUGAUAGUAGAAGUUGAAGAGGACGUUGCUUGUAGCUAUGGAUUUGAAGAAAUUGUAAUCGAAACUGAAGAUCAUUCGUCUGAUGACGAAUUUUCAGACUUCAAAUGCAACAUUUGUUCCACUGUACUGAAGUGUUCAAGAAGUUUGAAAAUGCAUAUGAGAAUUCAUGGAGUCAAAACAGUUGAUAUCGGAACAUCCAACAAAGAAUCUGAAUUUCUUUGCCAAAUAUGUAAUCGAAGCUUCGAUAGUAACGAACACCUGCAAUUGCAUUUGAGUGCUCAUGAAAACAUCACCAGUGGAGAUGUGACGGAAAUUCGAUGCAACGAGCGAACCGGCUAUCCGUGCAAAUACUGUGGCAAACGGUUCAAACGACCGUACGAGAAGGUCAAACAUGAACGAAUCCACACCGGAGAGAAACCGUACGCGUGCGACCAGUGUGGGAAACGAUUUCGGGUGUCCAGCUGCUUGGCGAUUCAUAGGCGCACACAUGAUGAUACGAGACCCUACGUUUGUCCCCAGUGCAAGAAGAGGUUCAAAGUCCAAUCGGCGUACGAUCAUCACCUGAAAAUUCAUUCAAACGACCGCGGCUAUAAAUGUUCCUUCUGUUCGAAAUCGUUCAACACUGCCGUCCAACUGAACGGCCACAAGAAAAGCCACACCAAACCUUUUUCCUGCUCGGAAUGCAGUCGCCCGUUUGGUUCGUUGUACGCCGUGCGCAAACAUAUGCAAGUCCAUCAAAUGCCGAACAACAAACUCAGCUAUGGCUGUGAUAUCUGCGGGGCCCAUUAUGCGCGGGAAUUCGCUCUUCAGGAUCAUCGGAAACAUCACCACGGGAUGGACAGUGGAAACGACCAGUCCGACGGCGAUUCCAAUGGCAUUACUGAAUGUAGUAAGGAGAGUGAAAUUGAGUUCAGUAGUACGACUGGGAUGGUUGAAGAAUCCGAAGAAAUUAUAGAGGAGGUUUGCUAUUUUGAAUAGAUUGUAUUUCUGCUGUUUUCUAUAACGGAUUACAUAAUAGUUAAUAAUUCUCUUCUAGAUGGUGCUUCAACGGGCGCAUACUUCAUUGCAAUCAUUUCACUAGUUUGGUAAUUUUGUUACCAAUUGUUUUUACACCAUCAUUAAUUCAAUAAAGUAUCCUUUGUUUCGUAUUGAUAGCUAUUGUAUUUUUUUGUCUUCCAUCGAGUUUUGGAAUUCCUUUCGGGAACGGCAAUCGAACAACAAUAAUAAUUUGAUGUGUUAACACUUAUUAGUUGAUAUAACUUAUAUUCACUUUUACAAUUGUUUGCAAUUACAUCACAAUACGUGUUUGAUAAGGAAUCUUUUCGUGUUGAAUUAAAUUUCUUUUUUUAUAAUACAAAGCGUUGGCGUAGUUUCUACAUUCCAUCAUACAUUUUUGACCCGAUCAAUAUAUUCAAAUAAAUACACGAAAUAUACAAAUUAAGCUGCUCCUACUCAAUUAUACAAAACAAAAUAUCCAAUAAUAAUGCCAACAU
Aedes aegypti (yellow fever mosquito) is the source of this 2031-nucleotide messenger RNA. Its product is annotated as zinc finger protein 879. Lineage: Eukaryota; Metazoa; Arthropoda; Insecta; Diptera; Culicidae. The record is from RefSeq and is a predicted model, not a curated record. The transcript has 3 exons. Gene Ontology annotation, biological process: regulation of DNA-templated transcription. The coding region runs from base 377 to 1516 and encodes 379 amino acids. Gene Ontology annotation, molecular function: RNA polymerase II cis-regulatory region sequence-specific DNA binding; DNA-binding transcription factor activity, RNA polymerase II-specific.